Nilaparvata lugens (brown planthopper) is the source of this 1014-nucleotide messenger RNA. RefSeq names its product nucleolin 2-like. Gene Ontology annotation, biological process: snRNA transcription by RNA polymerase III; snRNA transcription by RNA polymerase II. The coding region runs from base 6 to 995 and encodes 329 amino acids. NCBI's taxonomy places the organism in Eukaryota, Metazoa, Arthropoda, Insecta, Hemiptera, Delphacidae. Gene Ontology annotation, cellular component: snRNA-activating protein complex. The record is from RefSeq and is a predicted model, not a curated record. The transcript has 2 exons. Gene Ontology annotation, molecular function: sequence-specific DNA binding.
CUUUGAUGUUGUUACAAGAUGGGGAAUUAGAAGACAUCAUUAAUGAAGUUGAUGACCGUAACAAUAUUGAAGAAAUACUGAAAAGGGCCUAUGUACUUGUGGCUUCAAAACUGAAAACUAUGGCUACAAAAAGUGACAGUGAAGUCCUCAAAAAUCUAUUAUCGAACCGCCCUGAACUGAGGCGUAUGAGAAAUGAAGGUUUAAUUAAGGACCUGCCACAAUGGCUUCAGGAAAAACUAUAUAUAUAUUUGAAAUUGUCAUCCGAUGAAGACUCUCCCGAUGAAAAUUCUUCCGAUGAGGAUUCUCCCGAUGAAAAUCCUUCCGAUGAGAAAUCUCCCGAUGAAAAUUCUUCCGAUGAGGACUCUCCCGAUGAAAAUUCUUCCAAUGAGGACUCUCCCGAUGAAAAUUCUUCCGAUGAGGAUUCUCCCGAUGAAAAUCCUUCCGAUGAAAAUUCUUCCGAUGAGGACUCUCCCGAUGAAAAUUCUUCCAAUGAGGACUCUCCCGAUGAAAAUUCUUCCGAUGAGGAUUCUCCCGAUGAAAAUUCUUCCGAUGAGAAAUCUCCCGAUGAAAAUUCUUCCGAUGAGGACUCUUCUGAUGAUGAUUCUUCCAAUGAGGAUUCUUCAGAAAGCGAAGAUGAGAUUUCUACCUUGUAUAACAAUUUACCGGGAGAAAAAUAUGUUAUUGGCUUCAAAGAUGAUUGUUUUCGAUUGCUGUCAGAAUUCAGUAAAUCGAAAAAUCAAAAUUUCAGAGAUUUUGCUGAAGUAUGGAAGAAAAUGGGAUUCUCCGCGAUAUCCAUAUUAUAUGAUUUGCAUGAAGAAGCAGGCGUAGAAGAUCAUGGGGAAUUCUUGAAUCACGCUGUACCGGAAAUGUUUCUUAUUGCAAAAACGUUCAUGCUUCCUGAAUAUCCGAAGUCUUAUAGGAAAGGUGCACUUUACCUGUUAUAUGCUCUGUAUUACAAACAGCCAAUCAAUACGGACGACGCAUUAGUUGAGUGAGUUACUAUCCUUUUAUAAU